Messenger RNA from Prunus armeniaca (apricot), 219 nucleotides. The record is from the annotation of a GenBank genome assembly. NCBI's taxonomy places the organism in Eukaryota, Viridiplantae, Streptophyta, Magnoliopsida, Rosales, Rosaceae.
AUGUGGCAAGCACAGGCCAGCAAAUCUUCUUAUGGAGAAUCUAUCAAAGCUCUUGAAGCUGACAUACAACAUGCCAAUAGCUUGGCAGCUGCUCUUCCCAAAGAUUAUGGUGGGAACUGCAUCCACAUGAGAUUAUCUUAUAGCCCCUUUGCCCCCAUUUUCCUUUACUUCAUUGAAUGGAUGGAUUAUAGUUGCACUGAUAUACUCCCCAAUUAUUAG